AUUUUUCUGUUUUCAACUCUUCCAUCACACACAAAUAUUAAUCUCUUUCUCUCUCUAAACUCUCUCUUUCUCUCUCUUGGCGGGAACAGCAGCUAUUGAAAGUUUGGGUCACAGGCUUACUUGAAGCAUUCCAUCAAUCGCUAUUUCAGAGGUUCUUCUGUCGAGGAAGACAUUGUUCUUCUAAGUUGCGAUUGAAGACAAAUGGUGAUGAAAGGUCCAGCAGAGGAAGAGAAGAUAAGUCCGAAUAUGAGGCAAUAGCAUAUUAACAAAAAGGUUGAGAUCUCUCUCAUUUAGAGAACUUGGAUUGCAAUUUGGACUAGUUGGAUUACUAUGUAGUUGAUGCUUGAACCACUUGCAAAAUGUUGUGCUGUGGAGGUGCAGAGGAGGAGCCUUACGGUCAACCUACAAACCAACACACCAACCCACCAAAUGGGAGACCUUAUGGUAAUGAAGGAAUGUCGAAGGGUCCCAAUGUAGCUAAAAAUGGGGCACCCCAAAAGGUCUUACCCAUUGAAACACCAGCCUUAUCAUUAAGUGAGCUCAAGCAAUUAACAAACAACUUCGGAACAAAGGCUUUGAUAGGAGAGGGGUCUUACGGACGAGUUUUCUACGCUACUCUUCAAACUGGUCAAGCAGCUGCUAUAAAGCAGUUGGAUCCGAGCUCCUUCCAAGAAUCUGAUGCUGACUUUGCAGAGCAGUUGUCCAUGGUUUCAAGACUUAAACACGAGCACAUCGUCGAGCUAAUUGGGUACUGUUUGGAGGCAAAUAACAGGAUCUUGGCUUAUCAAUAUGCAACCAUGGGAUCAUUGCAUGACAUCAUACAUGGUAGGAAAGGAGUACAAGAUGCCGAACCAGGUCCAAUACUUGACUGGAAUCAGAGGGUAAGGAUAGCUCAUGGGGCUGCCAAAGGCCUGGAGUAUCUGCAUGAGAAGGUUCAGCCUCCCGUUAUACAUCGUGACAUUCGAUCAAGCAAUGUCUUGAUCUUUGAUGACUACAGUGCCAAAAUUGCAGAUUUCAAUCUAACGAGUCAGGCCCCUGACAUGGCAGCUCGCCUCCAUUCAACUCGUGUGUUGGGAACCUUCGGCUACCAUGCACCAGAGUAUGCAAUGACAGGACAAUUAACACAAAAAAGUGACGUCUACAGUUUUGGGGUCGUUCUUCUCGAGCUCCUAACUGGCAGGAAACCAGUAGACCAUACAAUGCCUAAAGGGCAACAGAGUCUUGUUACAUGGGCAACUCCGAGAUUGAGUGAAGACAAAGUAAAGCAGUGUGUGCAUCCAAAACUAAACAAUAACUACCCACCAAAGGCUGUUGCAAAGAUGGCAGCAGUUGCAGCACUGUGUGUUCAAUAUGAAGCUGAUUUUCGACCGAACAUGACAAUUGUUGUCAAGGCACUCCAACCCCUUCUCAACUCUAGGCCAGGAGGAACAGAGUCCCAUGCUUGAGUCAUUCUCUCUCUCCCUCCCUCCUCCUCUCCC
Messenger RNA from Amborella trichopoda, 1478 nucleotides. RefSeq names its product protein CYTOSOLIC ABA RECEPTOR KINASE 4. NCBI's taxonomy places the organism in Eukaryota, Viridiplantae, Streptophyta, Magnoliopsida, Amborellales, Amborellaceae. Gene Ontology annotation, molecular function: ATP binding; protein tyrosine kinase activity. Gene Ontology annotation, biological process: protein phosphorylation. The record is from RefSeq and is a predicted model, not a curated record.